Molecule: messenger RNA, 1140 nt
Organism: Saimiri boliviensis boliviensis (Bolivian squirrel monkey)
Lineage: Eukaryota; Metazoa; Chordata; Mammalia; Primates; Cebidae
Gene: PAFAH1B3
Product: platelet activating factor acetylhydrolase 1b catalytic subunit 3
Cellular component (GO): cytoplasm
Molecular function (GO): platelet-activating factor acetyltransferase activity
Source: RefSeq, a predicted model, not a curated record
AGUAGGUGGUCCCUUCCGCACAUUUCACUCUCUACAGCAAAUGGUAUCUUCCCAUUUGCUAGAAAGACGGCUAGGUUUUCCCCGCCUACUCUCGACUCUUCAGCCCGUGCCGGGUGCGCUGCCUAGGAGUCAGCGGCCGAGCGGGAAACGCCGGACGAGCCCACUGUGCGCCCGUCGUGGGGGAAGCGAGGUUGCCGAUUCCGCCUCCCUCCUAAGUGAAGGUUUCCGUCCCUGGAGAGGAGGCGGCGCCCUGUAUCGGCCUUCGUCCUCCGCGGGUGUGCGAGCGUUGGGACGGUCCUUUGUUGCUUCGAAGGGUAGGAGUGGGCGUGGCGGAGCCAGCUGGGUCCCGGAACACUCCCGGAUCGACCCCACUCGCUCAUCCUGCAGGAGCUGCGGCGCCAAGAUGAGCGGAGAGGAGAACCCAGCCAGCAAGCCCACGCCGAUGCAGGACGUGCAGGGCGACGGGCGCUGGAUGUCCCUGCACCAUCGCUUCGUCGCUGACAGCAAAGAUAAGGAACCCGAAGUCGUCUUCAUCGGGGACUCCUUGGUCCAGCUAAUGCACCAGUGCGAGAUCUGGCGGGAGCUCUUCUCUCCUCUGCAUGCACUUAACUUUGGCAUCGGUGGCGACAGCACACAGCAUGUACUGUGGCGACUGGAGAAUGGGGAGCUGGAACACAUCCGGCCCAAGAUUGUGGUGGUCUGGGUGGGCACCAACAACCACGGACACACAGCAGAGCAGGUGACUGGUGGCAUCAAGGCCAUUGUGCAGCUGGUGAAUGAGCGGCAGCCACAGGCCCGGGUCGUGGUGCUGGGCCUGCUUCCACGAGGCCAGCAUCCCAACCCACUUCGGGAGAAGAACCGACGGGUGAAUGAGCUGGUACGGGCAGCACUGGCUGGCCACCCUCGGGCCCACUUCUUAGAUGCUGACCCUGGCUUUGUGCACUCAGAUGGUACCAUCAGCCACCAUGACAUGUAUGAUUACCUGCAUCUCAGCCGCCUGGGCUACACACCUGUCUGCCGGACCCUGCACUCCCUGCUUCUGCGUCUGCUGGCCCAAGACCAGGGCCAAGGUGCUCCCCUGCCAGAGCCCGCACCGUAAGCAUCCUGCUGCCUUCCCACAUUAAACUCUCCUUCCUCGGU